AUGUCUGUCUCCACAGCCAACGCCGGCCCCAAUUGGCGACCUAAAGCCAUCGUAUUCGACCUUCUCACGGGACUUCUUGACUCAUGGACCGUCUGGGAUGCGUCAACGCCAUCGGGCACCUCAUCCGAAGGGCGGCCCUGGCGACAUCGCUACCUUGAACUCACCUUCAGCUUACCAGGCGGGGCAUACACGCCAUAUGAGGAUUGCGUCAGACAAGCUGCACGCGACGUAGGCUUGCCGGAAUCCGCCCCAGAAGCUCUGCUUCGCAACUGGGGAAACUUGCAGGCGUGGCCCGAGGUCGCAACGGUAUUGCCGGCGUUGAGGGAGCGAGGCUAUAAGCUCGGCGUCGUGACGAAUUGCUCAAAACACCACGGACACAUUGCGGUUCGCAGAGCGGAGGAGUGCACGAGUGCAGGGAGCGGGCACGACUUUACCUUCGAUGCCGUUAUCACGGCUGAGGAGAGCGGGUUUUACAAGCCGACCAGGCAGGCGUAUGAGGCUCUCUUGACGAAAAUGGGGCUCGACGCGAGUGAUGUAUUGUUCGUUGCAGGCAGUUCGGGAGAUGUGCAGGGGGCGACGGAUGUCGGUAUGAAGGUUGUCUGGCACAAUAAGGUCGGCUUGCCUAAGAAGGGCGAAGCGGUUCCCAUGAAGGAGGCUAGCACGCUGAAUGCCGCGUUGGGGGACUUCCUAUGA
Messenger RNA from Ilyonectria robusta, 693 nucleotides. Its product is annotated as HAD-like domain-containing protein. The coding region runs from base 1 to 693 and encodes 230 amino acids. The transcript has a single exon. The record is from RefSeq and is a predicted model, not a curated record. Lineage: Eukaryota; Fungi; Ascomycota; Sordariomycetes; Hypocreales; Nectriaceae.